Molecule: messenger RNA, 2691 nt
Organism: Girardinichthys multiradiatus
Lineage: Eukaryota; Metazoa; Chordata; Actinopteri; Cyprinodontiformes; Goodeidae
Product: E3 ubiquitin-protein ligase RNF128-like
Exons: 1
Coding region: 385-1473 (362 amino acids)
Source: RefSeq, a predicted model, not a curated record
UAUUACUCUGAGUUACUGAUCUAUGAAUUUUUCCUUAUCGUCGUACUUAUCACACCUUUUCUUCUAGAACAUCGUUCCUCUCACCAACAGCUCGGCUCUGACUGUGUUUUUUCCUACUUGUUGAAUAGCACCACCCUUCCCACUGUGUGGAUUGCUCAGUGUUCAAGGUUCAGGAAGAUAACGAGAGGUGAGUGGCUGACGCAGAGCUUGUGUUAUGUUACCAAAGGAUCAUAUUACCGGAGACGACAGGUUGGCUGAAACUAUAGCUGCCUUCAGACCGCUGUGACCUGAAGCAAAACAGGAACUGGGACUAAUAAAAGGAGUUUUAAAGAAGAUUUCCACAGCUGACAGACUACUUCCUGUUGUUUGAGGACGAGAGUUACCAUGGGUGAGAAGAUACAACAGUCGCUGCUGGUAAUUUUGCUGUGUUUGUCAGGGUUUGUUCCCCGUUCUGCUGCCUUUGUGUUUUGGACCGCCUUGGUGGAAACACGCUAUUUUCUCAGCAGUAAUGACACCAUGCCAAAGUACUGUGAGUGUGGGUUGUAUGGCCGUAACUCUCCUCUGGAAAAAGCCUCAGGCAUUGUGAUGGUUCCCAAAGGAGAUCCCAUGGGCUGUGGCCCAGAAGCUGUCUACAGCCAGAACUCCAGCUCUGAACCGUGGAUCGCACUGGUGAAAAGGGGCAACUGCACCUUCAGCGAGAAGAUCAACGCCGCCAAACGCCAAGGAGCCGCUGCCGUGGUGGUGUACAACGUGGAUAGCAGUGGAAAUGGCACCACUCAGAUGUCUCAUUCAGAAGCAGAUGAAACCGUUGCUAUCAUGAUUGGGAACAUUCAAGGCACAGAGAUCGCCAGGUCAGUGAAAAACGGGACUGUCAUCUAUAUGGUCAUUGAUGUGGGCAGUCCUCACGGGCCGUGGAUGGACACAUACUGGCUGUACUUUCUCUCUAUUGCCUUCUUCAUCGUCACAGCUGCCUCAAUUGCCUACUUAGUGUUCAUCUCUGCAAACCGUCUCUUCAGCCUAAGCAGACACAGGCGCACUGAGAAGAGGCUGAAAUCUGAGGCCAAAAAGGCCAUUGGGCGCCUUGAGGUGCACAAACUGAAACGAGGGGAUGAACUCACUUCCUCUGACUCUAUGUGUGCCGUCUGCAUUGAAUCCUACAAGGGGGGCGAGGUGGUGACGGUGCUAACCUGUGACCACAUCUUCCACAAGGCCUGCAUCGAACCCUGGUUGCUGGAGAGGAGGACCUGCCCCAUGUGCAAAUGCGACAUCCUGAAGGCCCUGGGAGUCGAGGAAGAUGACAAAGUCAGUAUGUCUAUGAAUUCUCCACCAGAGGUCACUGUGAUCACAGUGGCAGGAGGAGACACCCUGUAUGAAGUCCCACUGAACGGGCCCAUGAGCCUCGAACCAGAGCAAGAGUACCAUCACUAUGACAACAGGGCCUUUGAGGAAGACUCAGAGGCUGCUAGAGGGUGAACAAUAGGAGGAACAAAACAACGCACAAUAACAACUCUAACCCUUUACACCGAAUCAGGACAGUGGAAUCAAGGUUCCAAUCAAAAACAAAUUAUGUUCCAAUGCAGACAUGCUUAAAAAAGGGAAAUUUUGAGUCAAGAAUGAAUUGUUUGUAAUUAGUUUAGAGUUACUUCAAUUUGUUGGUAAUAAUUCAUAAAUAGCAAGUGUAUUCUCAGAUUUAUCUUUAGACAAUUAAGAAAACCAGCAAGUUGCAGAGUGACACCAGUGUCAAUUUUCUUCUUUGCAUAGCCAGCAAAGGCAUUGUUUAUGGACUUAAAGUGGGAUUUGAAUAUCUGUCUGCUGUUGGAGCCAAAUUUCUUCCUGUAGCUUGUGUCACUUUCUGCAGCUUUUCACCGAUUCCUUAUGAGCAAAACAAAUGUGUGCUCAUCAACAUACAUAUUGUUUUCCUGUCUUUCGGUCUCAGUGUAGGCCAUAACAGCCAGGUUAUGCAUGUUAAAACUGGAUUGGAUUUUUCCAUUUUCAUUUUAGCUGCAGGGCUUUUUUUUUACAUACAUGCCCUCAUGACCACACCUUCAACUGGAACAGCAGGAAGACUUGAAUUGUACUGCCACACGCAAAUAAAAUCUCCUGAAGGACUGUGGAGCUUUAGAAAUGUUCAUGCUGGAACUGGCUUAUGCCUUAUAUGGCAGUGAAAUGAAUGUCAUCAAGACUUUAGAUGAACUUAUAUAAUUGUUUUCUUGGAUAGUGGGGAAAUAAUGCAUUCUUGUUCUUUAAAUAUAUAUAUUUAGACCUGGUUAUAAUUUAUAAAGUUAUUUUUGUUAAAUAAGAUGAAGCAAAAUGUUUGUAUAAUCUUUCACAGAUUUCCAAGCACAAAUUCUCUGUCUUCCUGGUUUUCAUUUGACUUCUGAAAAUGUGUCUGGUUCAUCUGGUCUACCUCUGACUGAGCUAUUGAUGUGAUUAACUGAGAAGAUGUUUUUUUAUUCCAACAUUAGCAUGUUUCACUGUAAAUGACGGAUCUGUUUCCUUUCUAUAACUGGUGAGGAUGUGCUGAAAACGGUACUUAAUAGCCCUUCUCUAUUGCUGAUUUAUUUCCACGGGUGUUUUACAGAUUCCAGGAGUCUUAAAUUGAAAUAUAAAAAACAAAUAUUACUUCUGUAUUAAAUCACAUUGAUGUUUAUUGGAAUUCAAUAAAUCCCUCAAAAUGAGGCCAACUCUAAA